GCAGACACGUGCUGGCUCCGUGCUCGUUACUGCAGCGCCGACGGCUCUCGUGAGCAACCUCUCAAGCUUCACAACGUGCAGACUGACAACGGCAAGCCCUUGUUUUGCUUCACGUGCAGGUCCUCCGCAUGUGCGCAGAUCGCCGGCCCGAUCGACUUGCUUCAUCUUCGAAGCCGGGACAUCAGCAAUGGAAAGCACACGGACGGCCUGGAGGAGAUGGUGGCCUACAUGGAACUACUGAAGCCGAGGCUUGCAAUCAUUGACGUGCACGCGUGCCCGGAGCAUAAACAACGUGAAGGCCUCUCAGAGCUCGAGUCUAAAUUGAAGACGAGAUACAAUGUGGAGCUCAAGGGAAACUUCUGGAUCCUGACCUUGGAUGGGCUCUUCUUGAGCCGACUCAGUGCAAUGAUUCCAGAUGCCGAAAAGAAAACCAAGGGAAUUCUGGACAUGGCUCUCAAAGGAUCAACCUUCCCUGCCCCGGAGCCGGAUUGGACAUACUUCUGUCAUCGAGAGAAUACCACAGAAGAGCUGCAACAGAACGUGCCUGGAUAUCCGAAGCUUCCGAAGCCGGUGAAGAAGUGCUUGCAGUACCUGAAGUUGCCGGGCAAGAACCUCGAGAAGACCAAGAAGGUUGCCGACUACUUGGUGCAGGUCCAUGACAGCUGCAAGGAGUUCCCAUCCUGGUAUGCCCUCAAGAUUCACCAGAAGCUCACGCACGGGAGAUGGGAGAUGACCACGCGGGCUCAGAUCAUGGCAUUGCCGGGCGAGGAGCCUGUGAUCCGUCCGGUUCUCAACAAGGAUGUGCUGCGAUGCAAGGGCUGGCCAUGGCGCAGCUUGAACGCGUACCACGCACAGAAGUUCGCCUGGGAGUUGCCGCCCGCGCAGCCAUUCUGUGCCAUUCUGUGUUCUCUUCUGAUGAAAGAUCAGAAGUAA
Molecule: messenger RNA, 933 nt
Organism: Symbiodinium natans
Lineage: Eukaryota; Dinophyceae; Suessiales; Symbiodiniaceae
Source: the annotation of a GenBank genome assembly